Messenger RNA from Galeopterus variegatus (Sunda flying lemur), 2112 nucleotides. It is a transcript of the gene KCNJ10, whose product is annotated as potassium inwardly-rectifying channel, subfamily J, member 10. Gene Ontology annotation, cellular component: plasma membrane. Lineage: Eukaryota; Metazoa; Chordata; Mammalia; Dermoptera; Cynocephalidae. The record is from RefSeq and is a predicted model, not a curated record. The transcript is spliced from 3 exons. Gene Ontology annotation, biological process: regulation of monoatomic ion transmembrane transport; potassium ion import across plasma membrane. Gene Ontology annotation, molecular function: inward rectifier potassium channel activity. Bases 142 to 1281 code for a protein of 379 amino acids.
UAUCUGAUCCCAGCUACGGGUUUAAGAGUCCUUGGCCCUGCCCGUCGCACAGCUCCGUUCCUCACUCCUGCCCGCCCCGUCCGUCCAUCCGUCCCGCUGCCCCGCGGCCCAUCCAAGGGGUCACUCCACCUCGGACCUAAGAUGACAUCAGUUGCCAAGGUGUAUUACAGUCAGACUACUCAGACAGAAAGCCGGCCCCUGGUGGGCCCAGGGAUACGACGGCGGAGAGUCCUGACAAAAGACGGCCGCAGCAAUGUGAGAAUGGAACACAUUGCUGACAAGCGCUUCCUCUACCUCAAGGACCUGUGGACAACCUUCAUUGACAUGCAGUGGCGCUACAAGCUUCUGCUUUUCUCUGCGACCUUUGCAGGCACCUGGUUCCUCUUUGGAGUGGUGUGGUAUCUGGUAGCUGUGGCACAUGGGGACCUACUGGAGCUGGGCCCCCCAGCCAACCACACCCCUUGUGUGGUACAGGUGCACACACUCACUGGAGCCUUCCUCUUCUCCCUUGAGUCCCAGACCACCAUUGGCUAUGGCUUCCGCUACAUCAGUGAGGAAUGCCCACUGGCCAUCGUGCUGCUUAUUGCCCAGCUGGUGCUCACUACCAUCCUGGAAAUCUUCAUCACAGGUACCUUCCUGGCGAAGAUUGCCCGGCCCAAGAAGAGGGCUGAGACCAUCCGUUUCAGCCAGCAUGCAGUCGUAGCUGCCCACAAUGGGAAGCCCUGCCUUAUGAUCCGAGUUGCCAAUAUGCGUAAAAGCCUCCUCAUUGGCUGCCAGGUGACAGGCAAACUGCUUCAGACCCACCAGACCAAGGAGGGUGAGAACAUCCGGCUCAACCAGGUCAAUGUGACUUUCCAAGUAGACACAGCCUCUGACAGCCCCUUCCUCAUUCUACCCCUUACCUUCUACCAUGUGGUAGAUGAGACCAGUCCCUUGAAAGAUCUCCCCCUUCGCAGUGGUGAGGGUGACUUUGAACUGGUGCUGAUCCUAAGUGGAACAGUGGAAUCCACCAGUGCCACCUGCCAGGUGCGCACUUCCUACCUGCCAGAGGAGAUCCUUUGGGGCUACGAGUUCACACCUGCCAUCUCACUGUCAGCCAGUGGCAAAUACAUAGCUGACUUCAGUCUUUUUGACCAAGUUGUGAAAGUGGCCCCCCCUAGUGGCAUUCGUGACAGCACUGUACGAUACGGAGACCCAGAAAAGCUCAAGUUGGAGGAGUCAUUACGAGAGCAGGCUGAGAAGGAGGGCGGUGCCCUUAGUGUGCGCAUCAGCAACGUCUGAUGGCCUGUUCCUAUCUCCCCAUCCUUCUCGCCUCUUUUCCUCUCUUUUGGCACUCUGGAGGUGGGAGCAGCUGCAGCUCCAGCCCUUGCCCCUGGAAUUAAACUGAGAAGCUGAACACCUUGGUAUAUGGGAGGCAUUAAAGGGAAGCCUCAACCCUAGAAUCCAAAUGCCAGGACUGAAGAGCUGUUGGGCCCAAGAUACUCCCAAGGCAGAGGCCCUGCCCCUUAUAUGGCUGCAAGCAGCCCCCAAAGAAUGUCAUCUUAUGCCAGCAGAGUCCCAAUCCUGGCAUUUUGGCAUGAAGGAUGAUGCUUUGGCUUUGAUGCUUCUGUAUGAAAAAGAGAAGUGGGACUACCAGCUUCCCUAGAAGAUGGUGCAGUUCCAAGAGAGGCUUUUGAAAUCCCUACACUGUGCUUCACUUCAUUAACCCCAACACUUGUCAGCUAAUAAGACCAUCCAGGGAUUUCCCUACAAGGUCUGAGCAGAGGAAGCAAGACAGUUUUACUACUGCUACAAGCCAGGGACAUUGCACCCUCCCCAAGGCUGCUACCCUGGUCCUUUACCCCUCCUAGCUAACCUAGAUUAUUUGUAAAAUAACACACAACCUUUUCCGUAAAGUCAGCAUGGGCCUCCAGGCUCAGUAAUGGCCAACUCUACUGAAGCAGAAGUAUCUAGGGAUGGUUUUUCCAUCCAUUGCAUUAAAGACUAAACAAGGUCAAAUUUACCUAGGAAAAAAAGGUGUGUGAGUUUUUUUGGUUUGUUUUAUUUUAUUUUUGUCUGCUCAGAACAAGCUACUAAAUAAAAUGGAUGAAUCUCUGGUCUUCACUCUAGCUU